AUGGACUACCCUUGCUCUUCGUCUUGCUCUCCUCGCGGCUUGCAGCAGCGAGGUCGCAACGGACACGCGGCAGCUGUGUUCAAGGACCGGCUCUGGGUGGUCGGUGGUAGGGGUGAGCUAUACCAGACCUACAACUUGAGGUUUCAGAACAGACGGGGGGACGUGUGGAGCUCGCCAGAUGGGCAGACGUGGAUGCAGAGCAACGAGCUGACGGGGGACUUUCAGCUGCAAAAUUUCGAUGCGGUUGACCCUGGUGCCCUGGCGCCGUGGUAUGCUCGAUUCGGGCACACACUUGACGUUCUCCAGGCCACCAACCACAGCGGAGUAUCGACGGAGCUAAUGGUACUUGCUGGAGGGUACACUCCUGACCCUGACAACGACGUCUGGGUCACGGAAGAUGGGAAUGACUGGCGUUUCGCGGGUAACGCCAACUGGACGGGUCGAGGUUGGCACGAAAGCAGCGUGUUUCUGGACAGGUUGUUCAUCAUUGGAGGGUCGCCUCUCACCAACGAUGUCUGGGCGGGAGACAUCGUGCAGGACGCGUCCGGGUUCUGGUCCUUCGCUUGGGAGAAGAUGGCCAGCGGAAACGACGUGCCGUUCUCGCCUAGGGCAGGCUUAGCUGCUGCCGUGGUUCAACGCCCCCUGGUGCAGUCAGAGUUUAAUGACACGCUUUUCUUGAUGGGCGGUUUCGGGGGAUGGCCGGAAGACGACCCGAGGUACAACGGGAUGCGAUGCAGGAACGACGUGUACAAGACGAAGGAUGGGGUGGCCUGGUCUGUCGUGACCGAGAGCGCCGAUUGGGGUCCUCGAGGAUGGUUCGACGUUGCGACCUUGACCAAGGUCUCCGAUCCCUACGCGGACGUGACUCCAUCGUCGGAAUUCCGAACUUUCACGGGAAAUGGCCCUCGCAUGUGGCUCGCGGGUGGCGGGUAUAUGGGGCAGAACGGCAACAGCAUCGUCUCUUCCAUGAUCGGCUACGUGGAUAUGUGGUUUAGCACGGACGGGCUCACCUGGCACCAGGUGAACUACGAAGAAGGAUCAACCGGGUCGAACCUGUACUCCAGCAUGGAGUGGGCUCUCACGGAGGUCGACAACAUCCCUACGUACCUCGGCAAGUGGGGGCACAGGAUGCUGGCGUGGACGGCAGACGGCGAAAACGGAGUGAAAGAGCCCGCGCUGUACCUGAUCGCGGGUGACGCUGUGGAGGGCGGGUCUUUCGUCAGCGACGUCUUCGUCAGCACCGAAACACUUUUCUGCACGGCGGAGGGGAUCGUUUGCGGCGGUAUCGGGACAUGCGUCGACUUUGGCUGCGACUGCGAGGGUACGUCGCAGGGCACGGGAGCGGGGGGGGACUUUUGCACGGCAGACCAGACCGACUCCGAGUCGGCGGGGGCAAAGAACGUCCCGAGAGGCGUCUCGCUCGUCGUGGCUAUCACCACCGUCGCUGCAGCCGUUCUUGCUGUUGGCACGUCGUCGUCGUUAUCGUCAUCAUGGCCGGUACGAGAAGGGCAGUACUUAUGA
Ectocarpus siliculosus is the source of this 1521-nucleotide messenger RNA. The record is from the annotation of a GenBank genome assembly. Lineage: Eukaryota; Phaeophyceae; Ectocarpales; Ectocarpaceae.